CACCGAUGUUCUAUGGAAACGGCGUGGAUUUGUGAGUGACGCGGGAGUGCCAAGAAGCCCUCGUCCUCAUCUGCUCCAGCAUGGCCCCUGCUGCUGCCUAGUGCAACCACCUCUUCUCCCCUCCCCCUGUGGAACAGCCGAUGCGCUAAUCCGUAGGUGUGCUCCCUUGGGUCUUUUUUUACUCGGAGUUCUUCUCUUCUCUUUUCCUCCCUCAGUUAUUUAUCCCUCUAAACUACCAAGUAUCUUUCCUAAAAACAGAAAUGGCGCCCCGACCGAACCGCAUAAUCGCCGCGGUUCUGGUAUCGCUGUUGCUGCUGUCUCUGCUCAUGCAGGGCCCACCAAAUCAAGCACUUGCCAGCCCUAUUUCGACUUCCCUGCCUAACCUGGCUGAAUUCAAUGCAUUUCCCACAGAACCCGUGGCCCCAAGCAUGACUGCCGCAUCCGGGCCCGCUGUCUCGUCCAACACCACGCAUUCAGUCGGCAGAGGCGGCCCGGAGGGCGAGUGCUGGCGCGCAAUCCACGUCAAGCCGAUGACAUGCAAGGGGAUCCGUAAGCACUGCACAGGCUACGGCAAAGGUGCCCUGGACUAUAUCGACAUAUACUAUUGCUCAUCGGCGUCAUGGCGCCCAGCGCUGGUGGUGCUGAUGGCUGGGUGGGUCGCGCUGCUGUUUAUAUGGCUGGGCGUGUCUGCCUCCGACUACUUUUCGCCCAAUAUCAGCACUGUGGUCAAGCUGCUGCACCUGCCCGAGAGCAUCGCCGGUGUCACCCUGCUGGCCUUUGGCAAUGGCGCCCCCGACCUGUUCGGCACGUACAGCGCUGUCAAGGCCGGCAGCGGCGCCCUGGCUAUUGGCCAGCUGAUCGGCAGCGCAUCGUUCAUUACCAGCGUCGUAGUUGGCGCAACCACCCUGGUCGUGCCCGCGUAUGUCGUCAACCCAAUGCCAUAUUUGCGUGAGCUGUGGUUCUUUGUCGCUGCUGUCGCCACCAUGGCUGUUAUCAUUGUCACUGGCCGACUGACCCGCGUGCUGGCGCUGUGUAUGGUCGGGUUGUACCUGCUGUAUGCUGUCACUGUCGUCAUUACUACGUAUUAUGAGCACAGGCUGAGCAACUACUUUUACGGCAAGGCAGCAAUAGACGUGUCUGAGGACGACGAAGUGCCUGACGUAGCUAUCCAGCUACAACACAGCCCGAUCGCAGCCCCGGCCCUUGUUGUCAGCGAGCCAGAUGAGAGCUUGAGCCUGGACCACGCAUCGCUGGUUCACAGAGGCAACGAUGCAUUGACCGAGAGAGCGCUGUCUGUUGCUGCUGGGAGUAAGGAGCAUGACUCUGGGGACGACGAGAACCCCGAGCAGGCAUUUGAGGAGUUUUUGCUCUACCAUCGCCGGUCGAUGCUGACGGCUGCCGCACGGGAGGAGGCGCGCAGACAGACCCUACAGGCUCACAACUCGAUGCCUAUGCUCGGCAUACAUUCGGGCUAUCCCCCAGCCCAUACUAGCGACCCUGCUGGUGCUGCUGAAUCGGAUGGUAGUGACGAGUACCUGGAGACUGCCACGUCCCAAGCUAUCAACUGCGUGGACCACUCAGAGUUCAGCACACCGACACCUACCCCGCCAUGGUCAAACUACACGAUGCUUCCGCAUACCAACAUCUUGAUCGAGAGGUCGCCGUCGCACGACUUGGAGAUGAGCGUGAGGCCAGACAGUGAUUCGGUACGGUCGAUCCGUCUGGCCAAAUCGCCCAAUCUCCAUCUGUCUCCAUCUGGCCAGUCGGCAGCCCAGCAGGCACACACCGCAGUGCCGCCCACACCGCAGAUCCAGAUCCGUCCUGCCUCGGCGAAUCCGCCAGACCGGCUAGUGAGCAGAGCUGCUAGUCCUGAAUCUGAUACGCCGGUAGAACAACGGCAAGAGCAGGCUGCUAUCCCGACUAUCUGGGUGCAACCGCCAACUCCCCUGCCACCACCGCGUCGGAAACUGCACCACCUGCAGGAUGCAGCCGAUAAAUCUAUACCAAGCUCGAUACCCAGCCCGCACCUGAGCAUUGUCCCGCAUAGCUUUACCCGUCCUAGCUCCAGCUGGAGCUCGGUGUCGGCGCGUAUGAGCAGAGGAUGGCGUGGCCGGGGCAUUGCACUACUGCGCUGUUGCAUCCCGACCCUGCGCCAUUGGCGGGCAGACGCGACCAUGCUUCGCAAGUUCUUUAUUGUAUAUAGUGCAGUUCCUAUGCUACUGCUGACCUUGACCGUACCCGUGUUAACCCGCCCGCCGCCGAGGCCAGCCAAGACAUCGAGCCCGGCUGUGGCCCCUGCGUUUAGAAUGCCGGCCACUGUUGAUGACGACCAAAGCCCGAUGAUGGAGCAGGCGAUCCACAUGGGUGUCCAGCGGCAGCUUCAAAUGCCGCAUUCGCCAAAGCGCACAUCGUCACCGGACAAUCGGCUGCCCUGCCACUCUGAGUCGCCAGCCUGCAUUCCACGCCGCUGCUCCUUGCCCUCUGACUGCCCGGUGCUGCUACAGCCCGACGAAUCGGCGCGCCUGCUUCCCGAGCACAGCGAUCUAGUGAGCUACGAAGCCAACAACCGCCAGGAGCACCUGGAGCUACACAGCCGCCACAUGAGCCUGGUUAGCAACCGCAGCAAAUUUGUCGGCCAUAGCUUCCCGACCGGUAUCUCGCCGACGCAGUCCUUUAGUGCCGCCAGUGGAUUCUCGUUCGAAACAAACAUGUCUCAAGGCAUGUGGCUGGCAGCCGUGGAUCCUCACCAGAUCGUGUGGGCCAAACGUGUCAUACGCUAUGUGUGCAUUGUCAUGACCGCCAUGUUCCUGUACUGCAUGCUGUGCAGGGCAAUGCCGCAGCUACUAGUCAUCAUGCCGCGCGCCAUCGGGUGUGUCGGAGUGAGCAUGUUCCUUUUGCUGUCCAUUUGUACAUAUGAGCACUGCGUGCCAGACUCGUAUGUGAUCCGUGUCCUACCGUGCUUUUUUGGGUUCCUGAGCGGUCUGUCGUGGAUCUAUCUCAUUGCUGACGAAAUCGUAGCCAUCACACAGACGCUGGGUCUGGUCAUGGACAUUAGCGAAGAGAUCCUGGGGCUGACUUUGGUUGGACUCGGCAACAGCGUUGGCGACCUGGUUACCAACGUCACUCUGGCUACCAUGGGCUAUCCGACUAUGGCUCUGGCCGCAUGCUUUGGUGGGCCCAUGGUCAACAUUUUGCUGGGCGUUGGCACGGCAGCCGUCAGCGCCAUGUCACAUAGGGGCUCGAAUGGCGAUGCAGUCGAGAUACAGAUCUCGUCGAAGUCGAUCAUGGUCAGCACCGCGUGCCUGCUGUUCAACACUCUGGUGUAUGUCGUCAUCGUGCCGCGCCAGCAGUACCGCAUGACUCGUGCAGUUGGCCUGGCAGCAAUGGCCGUGUAUUUUGUGGGCAUGACGGUAAACGUGUACUCCGAGUUGUAAAUGCAGUUAAUAAUAUGGCAGUCAUUUGUUGCAUGAGAGGUUUUGAUAUGUGAAGUGUCAGUGGGAAAACAUUGGACAUGUACUGCCUGGAAUAUGCGCGGGUUUUCCUGCUGCCUGCCUCUGCUGCCUCCGUUUUCUGCCUCAACAGCAACAGCAACAGCAACA
Molecule: messenger RNA, 3599 nt
Organism: Linderina pennispora
Lineage: Eukaryota; Fungi; Kickxellomycota; Kickxellomycetes; Kickxellales; Kickxellaceae
Exons: 6
Coding region: 261-3434 (1057 amino acids)
Biological process (GO): monoatomic cation transport; transmembrane transport; intracellular calcium ion homeostasis
Cellular component (GO): membrane
Molecular function (GO): monoatomic cation transmembrane transporter activity
Source: RefSeq, a predicted model, not a curated record